AUGUCUAUGUCAAGAAAAAAGUGUUGUGUUCCUGGGUGUAUUGGAUCAGAAAAAUCACAUCAGACAAUGCAUCUGUUUCCAAAUCCAAUUAAAGAUAGAGAACGCUUUAGUCAGUGGGUUCUAUCAAUUGGUGGUAAUAUAAUUGGUUUACAAAAUGAGGACAUAUACAAACAUCGCAGUGUAUGCCAUGUACACUUUGAAGAAAAGUAUUGUUGCCGCAAUAACAGAUUAAGUAAAAUUGCAGUGCCAACACUACAUUUACCUGGACCUAUUUCAUUACCACAAUUUACUUUUGGUGAAAGAAGGCCUUUGGGGCAAAUAGAAAAUUAUUCAUCUCCAAUAAAAACAUUAGCUGCAACAUCUACCUUUGCUGCAUCGUCAUCUUCAGUGCUUUCCACCUGCCCCUCAGCAUAUAAAAUAAUGAAAGAAAAUAUAGAUCCUGUAAAAAAGCAGCCACAAUUGGACAAAAAUGAUCUUCAGCCUGAGAAGAAAGAACUGUUGCAACAAAUAUGGGGUAUCUUGCAGACAAGGCGAAAACCCGAGAUCGGUCGACGAUGCACGAAGGCGCCCGAGAGUAUUCAAAAUAACGGCUCGCCGUGUGACGGCGAU
This is a messenger RNA of Iphiclides podalirius (scarce swallowtail), 609 nucleotides long. The record is from the annotation of a GenBank genome assembly. NCBI's taxonomy places the organism in Eukaryota, Metazoa, Arthropoda, Insecta, Lepidoptera, Papilionidae.